Arachis stenosperma is the source of this 5353-nucleotide messenger RNA. RefSeq names its product nuclear intron maturase 4, mitochondrial. Gene Ontology annotation, biological process: mRNA processing. The transcript has 7 exons. Lineage: Eukaryota; Viridiplantae; Streptophyta; Magnoliopsida; Fabales; Fabaceae. The record is from RefSeq and is a predicted model, not a curated record. Bases 1031 to 3451 code for a protein of 806 amino acids.
CAAAACACACGCACACAACACAGCAGCAGCUGCUGAAAAAGAAAGAAGGGGAAACAGAAUCAGGGAAAGGGGGAAGAGGGAGAUUCGAGAAGGAGAGGGUGCCGGUGGAGGGGGGAAGUCCACGCCGCCACCAUCGCGUCACCGUCGACAAGCCUCGUCGCCGUCGCCAUUGGAGCCGCCGUCGAGGCAGAGCCGCGGAGAGGGAGUAAGACGCGAAGGAGAGGAGGCCGCGGGUCACCGUCCUCGAAGCCUCCGUCGUCACUGUGUAGAGCCGCCGCCGUCGUCAUCAUCGCGGGCUGCUGCUGCGCGUGUCAUCGCCGCCACCUCUGGGUCCGUCAUCGUCGAGCAGAGCCGUGGGGAAGCCACCGACGUCGCUGACGAAGAAGAGGGGAAGCGCGAGAGGGAGCCGCCGGGGAGAAUCGUCGCCGUCGCCGUUGAGCUCCUCCACCGCCGUUCGGGUCACUGGGAAAGUGGCUGUGAUCACCGGAACCACCAUCGGAGUUACCGCUGUUUCAGUUCAGCCGUUCUUCCUUGUCUGGGAUCGGGUCUUGCAUGCUGAGUUCUAUGACUGUUGCGUGCGACAUCAAGCUGCUGCGUCGAUACCGGAGCUGCCACUGUUCUGUUCUCUGGUUUAUUUGAUUAUGUUUUGGUUCUUGCGUGCCGUGAUUAGAGUUGCCGAGGAUGCGGCUGCCGCCGUUGCGGGCCGAGAGAAAACGGAGCUUUAUUGCGCGGUUGAAUCGCGAACGAGGUUGCCAUUGCAAUUGAUCAAAUGGAUAUCAAUGGGCAUGGUGAUGCUGAGGAGAACGUGGGAGAUGCUACAGAAAUACAAAUAUAGUGCUAAGAAUUUUGCACUCUAAAAAAACUAUAGGUAGGUUAGAAGAUUUCAUCUCUUAGCGAGACAUAACAUAUUGGAGGACAUUAUGUUGUUGGGUUAAUGACGUAAUACGGAUGGUUCUGCAAAAGAAACUGCUAUACUUUCUUUGCUUUGCUUCUCUGUGUUGAGUUGCUAUUGGACUACCCUUCAGAAAGCAUGACCCUCAUUUUCAGCGCAACCAAGUUUCGUAAAUGUGCCUUAUUACUCCACAACCUGAACUUUGCUGCACCCACCUCUUGUCUUUCGCUUAUGCUUCUUGGCAAACAUGUUGGAAAAGCACAAGGGGCUUCUUAUUCAACUGCAUUACCAGGCAAUGGUGGUUUCUUGAAAGAUGAAGACUUUGGAAAAUCAACGUUAGCAAUGGACCUUGCUUCUCUCGUUGAGGAAUCCUCCAAAAUUCUAGAGAGUAAACCCAGGAGUAGGAUGGAGUUCAAGAGAUUUCUUGAAAACCGAAUAAAGAAGAGGGUGAAGAAUCAGUUUGUGAAUGGAAAAUUUCGUGGUCUAAUGCAGAGCAUUUCCGAUGGAGAAACUCUACGUGAUGCUUAUAAUUGCAUCAGGAUUAACUCUAAUGUUGAUGCAGAGUCAAGAUAUGACAGUUGCUUUCUCGAUGACUUGGCAAAACAGCUCCAAGAUGGGAGUUUUAAUGCAAGUGCAAAUACUUUCUUUGUCUCAACAAGAGGAUUGAAUGACAAACAAGUUCUGGUCCUUCCCAAUUUGAGGUUGAAGGUAGUCCAGGAGGCCAUCAGAAUAGCUUUGGAAGUUGUUUACAAGCCACAUUUCUCGAAGAUCUCACAUGGCUGCCGAAGUGGUAGGGGUUGUGCCGCAGCAUUGAAGUAUAUCCGCAAAGGGGUUUUAAACCCUGACUGGUGGUUCACGUUGCUUGUAACCAAGAAGUUGGAUGCUGCUGUCUUGGCUAAGUUGAUUUUGGUAAUGGAGGAUAAGAUAGAAGAUCCUGCUUUAUUUGAUUUCAUUCGGAGCAUGUUUGAUUCUCAGGUGCUGAAUCUUGAGUUUGGGGGUUUCCCAAAGGGACAUGGUCUUCCACAAGAAGGGGUCUUGUCCCCUAUUCUAAUGAAUGUAUACCUUGACCUGUUUGACACCGAAUUCCACAGGUUGUCAAUGAAAUAUGAAGCUAUAUAUGAUGGAGUUGGAAUGCAUAAUGAUCAAGAUAACUCCUGCUCCAAGUUGCGUGGUUGGUUCAGGAGACAGCUAGAUGGUAAUAGUGAGUGUAUAGUUGAGAAGAAUUCCAGCGUCAAGGUUUACUCUUGUCGCUUUAUGGAUGAAAUGUUUUUGGCAAUAUCUGGUUCCAAGGAUUCUGCUGCUAAUUUUAAGUCCGAGAUCCAAAGUUAUUUGAAGGAUUCUUUGUUAUUGGAUGUUGUUCAAACUGAUUUAUUGCCUUGUGAAGGACCUCGUGGGAUACGCUUUCUAGGAACGUUAGUCAAAAGAAGUGUUACAGAGAGUCCUGGUGUAAAAGCUGUUCACAAGCUAAAAGAAAAAGUAGAGUUAUUUACAUUGCAAAAGGUAGAGGCUUGGAAUUAUGGGACAAUUAGAAUUGGGAAGAAAUGGCUAGGACAUGGUUUGAAGAAGGUUAAGGAAUCAGAAAUCAAGCAUUUAGCUGAUAGCAGUUCUAUACUGAAUAGGGUUUCCUGUUACCGCAAGUCUGGAAUGGAAACUGACCAUUGGUAUAAACACUUAAUGAAGAUAUGGAUACAAGAUGUUCAAACAAAACAUGCAAGUGAAGAAACUAUUUUAUCCAAGUGUGUUGCCGAACCAGCUCUUCCGUUAGAGCUAACAGAUUCCUUUUAUGAAUUUAAAAAACAGGCAGAGCAGUAUAUAACUUCAGAGGUAGCCUCUGUUGUUGAGCUUUUGCCAAAUAAUAACAGCUCAUUGGGAAAUAUGAUGACAAAAACUGAGAUUAUAGCUCCUCUAGAAGCAAUAAAAAAGCGUCUUUUAAGAUAUGGAUUGACCACUUCUAAUGGAUUCCCCCGUUCUACUAAUUUGCUUAUCAUGCAAGAUACAACUGAAAUUAUUGACUGGUUUUCGGGGAUCAUCAUCCGCUGGAUAAAAUGGUAUGAAAGCUGUGCUAACUUUAAUGAGAUAAAAAACUUAAUAUCAGAUCAAGUUAGGAAAUCUUGCAUUCGUACUUUAGCGGUGAAGUACCGCGUGCAUGAAACUGAUAUAGAAAAGCGGUUUGAUGUAGAACUCAGCAGGCUUCCGUCAACACAGGAUAUGGAGGUGGAAAUGACUAAUGAAAUGUCAGAUACUCAAGCUUUUGAAAACGAUGAGGCAUUAAUGUAUGGAAUUACUUACAGUGGUUUGUGUAUGUUAUCACUUGCAAGAAUUGUGACCGAGGCAAGACCAUGUAAUUGUUUUGUCAUAGGGUGCUCUUCUUCAGCACCGAGGGUCUAUACUCUUCAUGUUAUGGAAAGGCAGAAAUCUCCUAGUUGGAAGACUGGGUUUUCGACUUGCAUUCAUCCAAGCUUAAAUAAACGACGAAUAGGGUUGUGUAAGCAGCAUCUGAGGGAUUUGUAUCUAGGAUAUAUAUCACUUCAGUCCAUUGACUUUGGUGCAUGGAAGUGAGUGUCCACAAUUAUACCAGAAUCUUUAUCAGGAUUGGGUAUUGGUCAUGUAUUACUUCAGUCUAUUGAUGGUGAAGAACGGGUAGAGAUCAGGUAUAAGAUCAAGAUGAAUACUUAUAUCCAAUUCUUUUAAAACAUAAGAUAUACAUCAUAUACAUCCUUGUUUAGCUGGGUAAUGGCAAAUGCAGCAUGGUUUACAUGUCCUUCAAGCAGUCCUUACCACAUAACGCCAUGCUGUUUUUCCCGUUAAAUGAAGACAUUCAGUGAUUAGCAAGCAAGGACUGGAAUGAUUUGUUCCUUUCAAAGCUUGUCUCUGUGGUUAGUUGUGAUUGAUCAUAAGGCUUGCACCAUUGGUUUUGGGACUUUCGGCCUUUUUAAAGUGUCUUAUGGGAUGCUGGGUGACUUGGUCUAGGACAAUGCCACAAUGGUUUCACCGAAUUGUGUGGUAAUAUAGUCAUAAUUUUAGUAGUUGCCUUAAAUUUUAUUUACUUCGAAAUAUUUAUCUGUCAUGCUUAUGCAUUACCUUAGUUGACAUUAAUGUUCGGUAUGUGAAUCAGGCCUUCAGGGUAAUAUGUCUAUAAAUAUUGGACAUCUUGCUUAUUCCCUUGAUUUUUUACCUAUAAAUACUGCCCAUCUUCUACAGACUGCAUGCAUGCUCUUUUCUUCUGCAAGGUGACUUGUGCUAACUUUGUUUGGAUUGUUAGUUUCUUCCAUGGUAUUUUCUUCUUUUUUUAUGAUCCAUGAAUUGUCUGGUAAGAUUUAGUCCCUUUCAACUAAUUUAGUAUGUAGUCUUGUUAUUUUUUCUAUAACAAUUUUUUCCCCGUAAUUGUUAUUAAAGGUUAUGCCAAUUUAUGCUUAAUCAAAUAGACAAUUGGUUUGCAGAUACAACUAUGCUUUCUUGUGGGACUUGAAGAAUGGAACCGUGGUGUGUGCUCUGCUCUUUGCUUUUAUGGAGCUGAAAUCGUAUGCAUGCCCGCCUCUGUUAGUGACUUGUGACGAUGGAAGAGAUUCAUUUUUCUUGAAAUAAAAGAAAAAAUGCAGUUUCUCCGUUUCAAAUGAGUUAGAUGUAUACAUGUUAACAAGCAUUUCCUUAAGUUGUUUUAUAUGCUAUCCUUAUUCGUAGGCACGAAGUAUAUACUUUUUUCUGUAGAAAAAUCCGAACUAUAUGAGUGCUAAUUUGAUUCUUGUUUUCCGUGGCUCAAGUCUGUUUACAGUUUGCAUGAUAUUAGUGCAUCCAUAUUUGAACUUUGGACAUUAUGCAUAUUUACCCAAUAAUAAUGCUCUACAUCCAUACAAAAAUCAUCUACAAAACAAAGGUGAGGGAUUUUAAGUCCCCCUCUUGAGAGAGUAAUAGGCUCCCAAUCUUUGUUUUGAACUAGUUUAUUUAUUAAUUGAGAUAGACGCUCAAUACAAAGAACAAAAAGACAAAGGGAUAGGGGUCUCCCUGUCUUAUUCCCCUAGUUGGAGCGAGAUUCUGACGGAGAGUCAUUCCAAAGAAGGUUCAUAGUCGGUGUUGAGAUGUAGUAGUUAGCAACUUUUAUAAUAUUUUUUGGUAUAUCUGUGUCUCUGAGAAUGUCCAUCACAUAGGCCCAGUUAAUUCUAUCAUAGGAAAUUUUAGAAUAACGGCUAUUAAAGUCUUAUUAACGUCCGUAAUCGUCUCAGGUUCUUUAAAAACAUCUUUCACCCAGGCUAUAAGAGAUGUCUCCACCACAUCCCAAGUUUGUUGGUAGAGUUUGGCCGGAAGGCCAUCAUUAUUCAUUACCAGGAGCCUUCCAACUCCCCAUCGAAAAAACAACAUCCUUGAUCUCCUCAUUUGACACUUCUCUAGAUAAUGUUUCGUAAUUCGAGUCCUGUAACCUGGGAAAAAGAUUAGAAAUAGCAAAGGAAUUAUAAUUCAAGUUAG